Condylostylus longicornis is the source of this 369-nucleotide messenger RNA. RefSeq names its product merozoite surface protein 9-like. The transcript has 3 exons. The record is from RefSeq and is a predicted model, not a curated record. Bases 1 to 369 code for a protein of 122 amino acids. Lineage: Eukaryota; Metazoa; Arthropoda; Insecta; Diptera; Dolichopodidae.
AUGACUGAAAACAAAGAAGAAGAGAAUAAGGAGAAAGAGGAGAAGGAGGAAGAAGAGAAGAAGAAGGUGGACAAGGAGGAAGAGGAGAAGAUAGAAGAGGAGAAGGUGGAAGAAGAGAAGGGGGAAAAAGAGAAGGAGAAAAAGAAAGAGGAGAAGGAGGAAGAGGAGAAGGAGGAAGAGGAGAAGGAGGAAGAGGAGAAGGAGGUAGAGCAGAAGGAAGAAGAGGGAGGAAGAUAUGGUAAAGGAAUACAACAAGUAGAGAAACAAUACAGUGAUGGAGAAAAAGGAGCAAGAGCAAAAUUAAAAGAAGGAAGAGGAAUAAUAGAAGAUCAUGGAAACAGGGAAGGAAGAGAGGUAAAUAAAGAAUAG